Messenger RNA from Bolinopsis microptera, 1093 nucleotides. RefSeq names its product protein HGH1 homolog. The coding region runs from base 44 to 1075 and encodes 343 amino acids. The transcript has 3 exons. The record is from RefSeq and is a predicted model, not a curated record. NCBI's taxonomy places the organism in Eukaryota, Metazoa, Ctenophora, Tentaculata, Lobata, Bolinopsidae.
CAACACUACUAUAUAACAAAUAAUUUGAGGAUGAUAUUGUGAAAUGGACGAGUUACCAAGCUUGUUACAAUCACAUCAACCCCUUGCAGUAAGAAAGGGAGCUGCUGAACUUAUUUUAGGACUAACGAACGAUGCAUCAUCUCUUCUCCUCAUCACCGGAAACAAAGAACUUAUAAACUCACUGUGGGAUGCUCUGGGGGACAAGGACAGGAAACUGUCAGUAACCUCAUCUCAGAUUCUUGUGAAUAUAACCUCACACAGUGUCCAGGCACUAACAGCACAGGACACAGUGCCCCGGGUACUUCAGAUUCUUCAGCAUGCUAACACUGUGCAUCUUUAUAACAGCAUGGCUAUGAUUCUCAAUAACAUCUCAAGGUCUCCUGAAGAAGCUGAUAUAUUUACUACGGUGCUCACUCUGGCAGAUUGCCAAAUGUUUGUGAAGCUGGUGUCACGUCACCAAGAGCAGGGCUAUCUAGCCGCUGUGUUGGGGAACAUAGCAGUAACACCAGUGGGUAGAGAGCACCUCUCCCAUGAGUCUGUGUUCCCUGAGAUCAUAUCAUUCCUAACAAUGCCCGGUAACAUCAUAGUGAGACGUAACACUGCGCGCCUUCUCAGGAACCUCUCAUUCGAUACUAAAACACACACAGCACUAGUGGAGUAUUUACCACAGAUAGUGUACCCUUUAGUGGGUGGUGAAGAGAUAGAUGAGGAGGACAUGGACAAGUUACCAAUAGAUUUACAGUAUCUCCCUGAAGAUAAGUGUAGGGAGCCGGACCUUCAAACCAGGACCUACCUCUCUGAUACACUGUUCCAAAUGGGGGGCACAUACUCAGUGAGAGAGAAAUAUAGAGAUGAGAACUACUAUGAGUUACUAAAAAACUACGAUCAAUGGGAAGAGGACGAUGACGCAAGGGAACGUAUACAGAAUACUAUAUACCUGAUAGUACAGAACGAUGGAGAGGUAGAUCUGAGGAAGGAUGGGGAUGUUCCUGAGGGGGUGGAGGAGGCGGAGGAGGUCGUUAUUGUUAAGAGGGAUGAAAGUGAGAAGACGUCUUCAGAGAAUAUGGGUAGUUGAUGUUAUUUUAGGGGGUUA